UCGACCAUCGUGACUAUUCAAGCUUUACAAUAAUCAUAGAACCGUGGAAGAUUCGCUUCAGAACUUUAUAAGUACCUAAUUUUUCAAACACUAUAAUCUACAUCGUUACCGUACAGUCGCUCUCGAUCCGAUAAUAUGCGCUCUUCACUACUUCUAGCGCUAUGCAGCGCUACGCUAUCAUACGCCAUACCGACAGUUGAGGCAGUCGGCGGCAAGUUCUUUACAAGCGAUGGCGAUCAAUUCUUCAUAAAGGGAGUUGCUUAUCAACUCACUGAGAAGGACCCGUUGAUCGAUACUGAGCAAUGUAAGCGGGAUGCCUCGCUCAUGAAGAAAUUAGGUGCCAACGCCAUUCGCGUCUAUCACGUCGACCCGGAAGGAGACCAUGACGGUUGCAUGUCCGCUUUCGCCGACGCUGGUAUUUAUGCCAUGGUAGAUAUGGAUACUUUCGACACCUACAUCUUGCCCAAUGAUCCUUGGUGGAACCAAACCCAAUUCGACGCCUACUCCAAGGUUAUGGAUACAUUCCAUGACUAUGAUAAUCUAUUAGGCUUAUUUGUGGGAAAUGAAAUUAUCGCCAUCAACAAUCAGUCGUUGGCCGCGCCGUUUAUUAAGGCAAGCACUCGUGAUCUGAAGGCGUAUAGAGACUCGAAGGGAUACCGCAAGAUCCCAAUUGGUUACUCUGCUACCGAUAUUGCGGAGCUUCGACCUUGGCUACAAGACUAUCUUACCUGUGGAGGAAAUUCGUCCGAGAACAUCGACUUCUACGGCUUGAAUUCAUACCAAUGGUGUGAUCCCACCGACUAUCAGACCUCCGGUUACGCCAACCUCGAGGAGCAGGCUAAGAACUUUCCCGUGCCUAUUUUCUUCUCCGAGACUGGAUGUAAUAAGCCUGGUCCGCGAUUGUUCGACGACCAAGUCGCUAUAUUCGGCCCUGAAAUGGUGAAUGACUGGAGCGGAGCUAUCGUGUACGAAUGGAUCCAGGAAGCCAACGAAUACGGUUUAAUUUCGUACGGUCCUAAGGUCGACCCGACUGUCACUGGUGAGAAUAUCGUCGGUGGCUACACUCGUGCGGGUACCCCGACACCUGUCACACCCGAUUUCGACAACCUUAGCAAGCACUGGGCGACUAUCACACCCACUGGAGUUCCCAGAUCAAAAUACGACACGAAGUCGGUCUCGACACGUGCAUGCCCAACUUCAACUGCCAGUGGAUGGCUUGUUAAUGGCAACGUCGCCGUCCCAAGUUUAGGAGCAACACUUAGCGCCAGCACUUAUUCGUCCGUGCCUAGUGCUACCGGUACGGCUGCCAGUGCCGACCCGUCAGAAACUCAAAAUGCUGUCUCUGGAUCGAAAGAAAUUGCCGGUAUGGGUGCCGGUCUCGUAGGUGUAAUGAUGGUUUUCACAUUAUGGCUUUAAUUCAACUUUGAUUCGAUUGAAAGACUUGAGCACUACAACUUUUUCGGUCCUGACGUUCUAUUCCGCCGUGCCCUCCUCCCUUAAUUAAUCCCACACAGGAGGUUUUAUGGCCGGCACUAUUCGUCAGAUACCACCUAAUCCUUCCUUUCGACUACUCGGUUAGGGAAGUUUCUUCGGAGCAUCCGCAAGACAUUGUACACGGCGUCUGUUGUCUUGUGUUGGAUAGCUCCAGGCCAUUACCUAAUGAUCGGCGUCUGUCGUGGACAUCUGGACAUGUUUAGAUGAUACACUUCAGAAGAUGACUGCGAGGAAUGUGCUUCGGCUUGCAUACGAGGAGGACGAGUUAAGAGGUUUUCAGAUAAACGACAAACGACACUCAUGAUUGUCACGAAGCAACAAUUACACAGCUAAGGAAGAUCAACUUCCUGAUGCUAAUUAAAUAAAAACGCCGCUUUGGCUGUGAUACCCUUCACUCAUUAUAGAACGUUUUGCUACAGUGUGAUUAUCGUACGUUUCUACCUGUAAGAUGUGAAGAAGGAACAUGUACCUAAUUAGCCAGUCUUUAGCUGCCCAACAUGUAAGCCGUUAGUGUUUCCAGUGAGAACAUUAUUCCUUCCAUAAAUU
This is a messenger RNA of Daldinia vernicosa, 2040 nucleotides long. Its product is annotated as glycoside hydrolase family 72 protein. Lineage: Eukaryota; Fungi; Ascomycota; Sordariomycetes; Xylariales; Hypoxylaceae. Gene Ontology annotation, molecular function: 1,3-beta-glucanosyltransferase activity. The coding region runs from base 136 to 1416 and encodes 426 amino acids. Gene Ontology annotation, biological process: fungal-type cell wall (1->3)-beta-D-glucan biosynthetic process. The transcript has 3 exons. Gene Ontology annotation, cellular component: fungal-type cell wall; cytoplasm. The record is from RefSeq and is a predicted model, not a curated record.